Messenger RNA from Geodia barretti, 412 nucleotides. Lineage: Eukaryota; Metazoa; Porifera; Demospongiae; Tetractinellida; Geodiidae. The record is from the annotation of a GenBank genome assembly.
CGGGGGAUAAGACAAGCAAAGGAAGUGACGGAGUCUCUCCACUCGUUUGUAAGCCAGCGACAGCAAGGUCUUCUCCCACGUAACAUCUUCUCUAGAGCCGUCAGAGAUUCCUUGUAUCUGGUGAAGAGACUGACAAAUACUAGAGUACUGGAGGGACAUAACGGAUGUGUUAACUCUGUGUCCUGGAAUGAGACUGGGACCAGGCUGAUAUCAGGAUCUGAUGACUGCCACAUCAAUAUCUAUGACAUGGCCACUGGACUGGUACAUACAGUCUGUCAUCUUACACCCUAAAGCAUGUGUAGGGAUGCGUAGCCCUUGGUCACAUGAAUCAACCCACGGUGGACAUGAUUAUACCACUUGCUUUGUGCAUGUAGUACCUCUCUAGCUCUUCAUCAUUUGUUUCUGCACAAAA